This is a messenger RNA of Effrenium voratum, 1281 nucleotides long. The record is from the annotation of a GenBank genome assembly. NCBI's taxonomy places the organism in Eukaryota, Dinophyceae, Suessiales, Symbiodiniaceae.
AUGUCGGUGGAGAUGUGCGCCAUGGGCGCGCAGGCGCGCGCGCUGCAAGCACCGGCGCAGCAGACGAUCGUUGACGAGGGGCAUCCGCACCAGGUCUUUUUGGAAGAGGAGGGGAGCUGCUGGUCAAAAUCCUUCCCGAGCUGCCGCCCCGCUUCCCAGCAAGGAUUUGAGCUUUCGGCCUGCUCUGCGGGCUGUACCUGCGGAUGGCUUUGCUUGCCUGUGCACCUUGCAGUGGGCUGCGGCAAAGGACUGUGCUGCGGGCUGUCGCAGCAUCCCUUCCCCGAAUGGAGCUGCAGCUACUAUGUCGGCUUGCAGGUCAUGAAGAGCUUGGCCUCUCAUGUGCCGCGCAACAACCUCUACGCUGUGCAGGUUCUGACGGACGCUCCCAUGCCCACCCCGAUACUUCCUCCGGGCCUCGCUGUGCGUGAGGUGUGUGAAGGCAACGUCAGGGGUGAGUGGACCGAGCCUACCAAGUUGCAGACGGCCAAGACGCUGGUCUACUUCCACGGCGGUGCCUUCGUGCUGUGCCGCGCGCGGACUGAGCGUAUGAUCGUGGGGAACUUGGUGAAAGCGCUGGGGGGCUGCCGGGCCUUCAACGUGGAUUACCCCAAGCCGCCUUUGGCGCCCUACCCAGCGGCUUUGGACAACGCGCUGGAGGUCUGGGAGUGGCUGCUGGCGCAAGACGUCCGCCCCAAGGACGUGGUGCUGGCGGGGGACAGCGCCGGGGGGAACCUGGCCUUGGCGCUGCUGCUCAGGUUGCAGGCCACCGGGGCGGAGAUGCCGGCGGGGGCGGUGCUGCUGAGCCCCUGGGUAGAGAUGCUGCCCUUCUCCUCCAAAUCCUGGAAAGAGAACCACAAGUAUGAUUACAUCGGUCAAGAAGCCAUGAUGGAGCAGUUUGUUUCUAUGUACACUGCAGGGGCGGACCACCAGAGCCCUUUCGUGGCGCCGCUUUUUGCCAGCCCAGAGCAGCUUCAAAAGCUGCCCCCGCUGUGGAUCUCUGUGGGAGGGACUGAGAUGCUGCGCAGUUCCAUCGAAGGCUUUGCAUUUCGAGCCAUCCAAGCCAACUCAGACGUUCACCUCUACGUUGGUCCCGGUAUGCCACAUGUCUACCAGCUUUGCUUCUGGGCCUACCGCCCGCCCUCUGCGGAGCAGCUCCCUCGCUGUUGCUGGGCCUGCCAAACGCUAUGCCCAGACCAAUGCACCAGCGAAACGGCAGCUCCGGUUUGGGAGUCCAUGGAGCAAGCGCGGCGCUUCGUGUGGUCCAGAAAGGUCUGGGGUUGA